Neodiprion fabricii is the source of this 3079-nucleotide messenger RNA. RefSeq names its product mucin-4-like. The coding region runs from base 99 to 2117 and encodes 672 amino acids. The record is from RefSeq and is a predicted model, not a curated record. The transcript is spliced from 2 exons. NCBI's taxonomy places the organism in Eukaryota, Metazoa, Arthropoda, Insecta, Hymenoptera, Diprionidae.
AAACUACCUGAAGGUAUUUCGGCGCAGUGUAAUUUGAAUAUUUAGAGUGAGUAACACGGUUGAACUUGCGCAGUGGAUAAACUAAGUUAGAAACCAAUAUGAAAGUGUCAUGCACCCUUGUAUUGGCGGUGCUGAUUGGCACCGCUUAUGCAGCACCUCGUUGGGAAGAGCUGAGCCAUCCACAGACAGCUGCCUUCAGUCAUAUCGACGACGUUCAACGCUGGCGACAAUAUCGAGAAGACCUCAAGGAAUUUUAUAAAAACAAGUACGCUGGGCUCAAAGAAGUUCAUGAACAAUUGAACAGGAGCAAUGAUUCGGAUGAAUCGCAGGAAGACGUGAGCGAUAAAUCUUCACUCGAAUCUAACGAGUCUGCUAAUAACUCACAUUCCGAGGAAUCCGUAGAAAAAGUGAAGUCAGUCGAAAAGUCAAGCUCACAUUCCGAAGAAGAUAAUACCGUAGAAGAUGAUUCUAGGGAGAGAUCAAAUUUUAAAGGGUCAUUGAGGAAUUUCCCGGUGAUUAAGAACAGCCCGGUAUUUCCGUUGCUUGACAAAAUUAUCGCAUCACACCGUCGAAGGCCUGAAAAUACCCACUCUCAGUCUGGUGGCUCACACGUAACUGAUAAUGCGGCAAAUGCUUUUGCACGGCCACCAAACGCUGACUCUGCAUCUACUACUGGAGCAGUACCCACAAAUUCGCAAUCCAGUUCCCAGGUAGUACAUGCCAGUGAAUCAGGUGCCUCUGCCCCAGCAUCAUCGCCUGUUUCUGCACCUGCAAUUGGGGUAAGCCCUGGAAACGCACAAUCGAGUUCAGUAAUUGCACCUGCUACCGGAUCGAGCGCUUCUACUGCUCCAUCAUCUGUGGCGUCUGGACAAAUUGGUGAAAUUAGUUCUGCUUCCUCAACGUCAUCUUCGGCAUCUUCAGCAGGAGAAACCGGCGCAUCAUUGGCAGGAGGUAGCGGUGCAGGAUCAAAAGAUGGUGACACCGGUGCUGCACCAGGAACUGAUGAUAGUUCUUCCUCUUCCGUAUCAUUGGUAGCUCCUGAACCAGUUGUUGACACAAGUGCUGGUACACCUGAAGCGUCACCAGCUUCUAAACCAGUCCCCAAUACUAGCUCUGACGCACCUGCUGCAUCGGUAACUUCCGAACCGUUUGAUGGCGCAAGUGCUGGUACAGCUGCAGCAUCACCAGCUUCUGAACCGGUCGCUGAUUCCAGUUCUGACACCUCUGCACCAUCGGUAAUUUCCGAACCGGUUGUUGACGCAAGUGCUGGCACAGCUGAAGUGUCACCAGCUUCUGAACCAGUUGCCGAUGCCAGGCCUGACGCCUCUGCACCAUCAGUAAUUCCUGAACCAAUCGUUGACGCAAGUGCUGGCACAGCUGAAGCGUCACCAGCUUCUGAACCAGUUGCCGAUGCCAGUUCUGACACCUCUGCAGCAUCCGGAACUUCCAAACCAACUGUUGACGCAAGUGCUGACACAGCUGAAGCGACACCAGCUUCUGAACCGGUCGCUGAUGCCGGUUCUGACGGCUCUGCACCAUCGGUAAUUUCCGAACCGGUUGUCGAUGCAAAUGCUGACACAGCUGAAGCGUCACCAGCUCCUGAACCAGUUGCCGAUGCCAGUUCUGACACCUUUGUAGCACCCGCAACUUCCGAACCAACUGUUGACGCAAUUGCUGACACAGCUGAAGCGACACCAGCUUCUGAACCAGUUGCCGAUGCCAGGCCUGAUGCCUCUGCACAACCAGUAACUCCUGAACAGGUUAUUGGCGCAAGUGCUGACACAGCUGAAGUGUCACCAGCUUCUGAACCUGUUGCUGAUGCCAGUUCUGACGCCUCUGCAGCAUCCGUAACUUCCGAACCGAUCGUUGACGCAAGUGCUGACACAGCUGAAGCGCCUCCAGCUUCUGAACCGCUUGCUGAUGCCAGUUCUGGCGCCUCUGCACCAUCGGUAAUUUCCGAACCUGUUGUUGACGCAAAUGCUGACACAGCUGAAGUGUCACCAGCUUUUGAACCAGUUGCUGAUGCUAGGCCUGAUGCUGACAUUAACGCUGUUGUUUUUACAGCCGCGGUAGCUUCUGACCCUACAGCUGAUGCCAAUCGUACUACUUCUCCAUAAUUGAUAGUCCUGGAACCAGUUGCUGUCACCAGAUACUUGCCACGAAAUGAUCAUCAUCCGUUGCACGGGCAGCUGCUUUUAACUAUAUUGUUACGCAACGCAUCUAACGCACAUUAACCAUACUUGGCUCUACCGUUAGUAUUUUCAAUGCAUCUUCCACAACCACUCUUAUACUCAGUACAACCAGUGUUAUGUCUAAUAUCCAAAUCAAUUUUUUUGGUACUAACAUUAUCGUGUUUCGAGUAACUGAUAUUGUAAGAGGGACCACUGCGACUGGAUUCGAUUCCUUUAUCGGAAGAAUAUCUUCGGUACGAACAUCUUUGAUUCCCAAACUAUAACUGUCGCUGACAUCUCAGAAAAAAUACGAGUGACGUCGCUAUUCCCAGUACAAUCAGACCUAGUUUACUAACAACCCGAUAUUCAAUCAGGUCCACUUCCAAUGGGAUCAUAGAAAUGAGAGCAGAAAUUUAAACCGAAUAAAUAGCAGACGUAUAAAUGCACGUAAUACUAAAUAAUUAGGUAUCAUCCCAUACGUGUAAUCAUCCCCAGGAACACAACUUUACCGCAUCGAUAAUGAGCUGAAUUUAAAAUAAAUAAUAGACCAGAAGUGAUGUUAAAUCGUGGUAAAAUCAUACUGUAGUGUGGAAAUAUGUAUAUUCAUACGAUGAAAAUAUAUCCAACAAUUUAAAAAAUUGCAUAAUUAUCUGAAUUAUUGAUUCGAAACGCCGAAAUUUCAAUGCAAUCUUAGUAAUUCACUCGAUAAUAUGAGUGUUUCAAGUUAUUUGUAAAUGGUAUUCCCUAGUUUAUUUUCUUAACAUGAGUACAUUGUAGGUAUAAUACGGUUCUCGUUCGGUUUAACGGUAGCGUAAACUCAUCCGUACUAUUAUCUAAUUUAUCUACGAAAUGUAGUAACUACAGUACUUUAGCCAGUACAGAAAUAAAGCAUGUGUAUUAUCAAAUGA